Vicugna pacos (alpaca) is the source of this 3212-nucleotide messenger RNA. It is a transcript of the gene PPIE, whose product is annotated as peptidylprolyl isomerase E. NCBI's taxonomy places the organism in Eukaryota, Metazoa, Chordata, Mammalia, Artiodactyla, Camelidae. Gene Ontology annotation, cellular component: mitochondrion; cytoplasm. Gene Ontology annotation, biological process: protein folding; protein peptidyl-prolyl isomerization. Gene Ontology annotation, molecular function: cyclosporin A binding; RNA binding; peptidyl-prolyl cis-trans isomerase activity. The record is from RefSeq and is a predicted model, not a curated record.
GCGAACAGGGCCGCGAGUGGGUCGUGGCGUGGAGCUGGACAGGUUCCCGGACGGAGGGGGCGGCGAGCAGCGGUUUAGGCCGCAUCUAUGGCAGUAUUGCUUUCCCUCGGGUUCCGAGCCGGAGGUGUAAUGAUGAUUGCAACUCUCUUCCAAGCCCUUUAAACUAACAGGAACCUCUUCACUUCCUGGGCCCGGAGCAUUGGUAGAGGAAUAUUAGGAACCUCUGAAUUCUCUCGCCCAUUCACUUUACAUUAACUGCAGCGAUGGUUCAGCCCCCAGUGUUGCUGCGAAGGAAAGAAUUUUUACCCACUAGCCUGGUAAAAGUGGGAGUAACUUCAGUAGUACCGUUUGAUGAGCGCUUUGGUGGGGACGGACAAUGGUGACAUGGGACUGGGAGAGGGGAGAAAUGACCCCUCCAGUUGGAGAGGUGGACUCGCAGAGGAGGUGGAUGACAAAGUUCUUCAUGCUGCUUUUAUCCCUUUUGGAGACAUCACAGAUAUCCAGAUUCCUCUCGAUUAUGAAACAGAAAAGCACCGAGGAUUUGCUUUUGUCGAAUUUGAGUUGGCAGAGGAUGCCGCAGCAGCUAUCGACAACAUGAAUGAAUCUGAGCUCUUUGGACGGACUAUUCGUGUCAAUUUGGCAAAACCAAUGAGGAUUAAGGAAGGCUCUUCCAGACCAGUUUGGUCAGAUGAUGACUGGUUGAAGAAGUUUUCUGGGAAGACUCUUGAAGAAAAUAAAGAAGAAGAAGGGUCAGAGCCUCCCAAAGUGGAAACCCAGGAGGGAGAGCCCCCUGUCAAAAAGGCCCGGUCAAACCCUCAGGUGUACAUGGACAUCAAGAUCGGGAACAAGCCAGCCGGCCGCAUCCAAAUGCUCCUGCGUUCAGACGUCGUUCCCAUGACAGCAGAGAAUUUCCGCUGCCUGUGUACCCACGAGAAGGGCUUUGGCUUCAAGGGGAGCAGCUUCCACCGCAUCAUCCCCCAAUUCAUGUGCCAGGGCGGUGACUUCACCAACCACAACGGCACUGGGGGCAAGUCCAUCUACGGGAAGAAGUUUGAUGAUGAGAACUUUAUCCUCAAACACACAGGACCAGGCCUGCUCUCCAUGGCCAACUCUGGCCCAAACACCAACGGCUCCCAGUUCUUCCUGACGUGUGACAAGACAGAUUGGCUGGACGGCAAGCAUGUGGUGUUUGGGGAGGUGACAGAAGGCCUGGACGUCUUGCGGCAGAUUGAGGCCCAGGGCAGCAAGGAUGGGAAGCCCAAGCAGAAGGUGAUCAUCUCUGACUGUGGGGAGUACGUGUGAGAGGUCGGGCUGUCAGCCCCAGGGAACCGGCACCCGAGGGGUCCUGUUUGCAGCAAGCAGGGCUUUGUGUCCUGGCCCUUCCUCGGGGUCAGUGUGGAGCAGCUCCUCUGCAGGCGCGGCCUGGCCUCGCCCUGCCUCUUCCCCAGGUGUGGCCAUGGGCCCGGGUGCUGCCCUCCCCACCAUAGACUGCUGUGCACAGCCUUUGCUGCCAGGGCCCCUCCUGCGCCCACCAGUGUGGCUCUUAGACAUUUUCUUCUAAUAAAGUAAAUUCUAGUUUUUGUACAGCUGCCUCCAGGUAGUUGCUGAGAGUUGUGAGAGGUCGCAUCUAAAGCUAAGCUGGCCCCUUGAGACAGGUGGGUGAAGGAACAGGGCACAGCUUUUCUUUCCUCCCUUGAGCGAUGAGAUGCCAGGUGGUAUAUUCAGGCAGAUACCCUUGUCAAGACAGUGGAAAUCAGUGACAGUGGAAGAGUCCCUGUCUUCAGUGCCUCUCUCCCUAACUGUGCGGGCCAGUCCUGCAGCCGCAGCUGUGCUUCUCAGUCUCGAUGAUUCAUUUGUUUGCUCACAUUCAUUCUACAGAUUUUUUAAGUGGUAUUUUAUAACUCAAAGUGCCUUCUCCAUGCCAGGUACUGUACUUACUUGUCAGGAGACAGUGGGGGGGGCGAACUCCUUAUUUUUGUGAACAGCCCACUCCCUAUCUUUGUGAAUAAAGUUAAUUAGAACGGAGCCACACCCAUCUAUUUACGUAUUGUCUGUGGCUGCUUCCUCACCGCAGUGGCAGAGUUGAGUAAUCAGUGACAGACACCAUGUGGCCCCUGUAUUAGAGUUCUCCAUAGAAACAGAACCAGUAGGAAGCAUGCCUGUAUGUAUAUAUAGGGAGAGAUUUAUUUUACAGAAUUAGCUCUGCAGUUGUGGGGGCUGACAAGUCUAACAUCAGUGGGGCAGGCCUGCAGGCUGGAGCCCCAGGAAAUAGUUGAUGUUGAAGCUUGAGUCCAGAGGCCGUCUGGAGGCAGAAUUCCUCUUCCCUCAGGUGACCGCAGUCUUUCUUAAGGUCUUCAACUGAUUGGAUGAGGCUGACCCACAUUAUAGAGCAUCAGGUGCUUUACUCCAAGUCUACUGAUUUAAAUGUCCCUCACAUCUGAAAAGUACCUUCACUGUAGCAUUUAGAGUGGUGUUUGGCUAAAAAGUGGAUACCAUGGCCUAGCCUGUUGACAUAUAAAAUUAACCAACACAGUCCCAAAGCCUAAAAUAUUUACCAUCUGAACCUUUGCAGAAAGUUUGUUGACCACUGAUGAGGCACAUGGUCCCACCCACACUGAGCUCACAGUCUGGUCCCUGAGUGUAGCCACUGCCUGGAGCUCAAGUUGGGCUGGCUUCUCUCUGCUCCCCCUCCAUGGACUGGUCAGCCAGGUGGCCUCAGAGAAACCCUGACCUGCUGAAAACUGAGCAGGGACUGAGCCCUUUAGCCACUAGACAGCUUUCUGCGGAUUGGGUCACUCAGAUCAUUGAGAGUCCACUGGGCUGGGCUUUUCUAUCUUGAGUAGAAAUCUGGAUGAGGCAGGAGUGACCUGCUGCCUCCUGGCCCUGGUGACCCAGGAUAGCACCUGCUGAGGGAUGAUGGCCUCUGGCCAAGCUCUGGCUCCCAUGUGCCAAUGGAUCCAGCCCUCAGCUGAGCUCCCUCUGCUGCAGUUGGCCAGGUUUCUGACUCCUUAUGCCUGGGAUGUACCACAUAGUUACUGUUCCUUAUGGAGCUGCCAAAAGAGACCCUCCCUUGAGGCUUAGGUGCCCCAUGAGCACAGACGGUGGCCUUCACAGAUCAGUCACAUGUGUUAGGGGAGGCUUUAGUGAAGCAGUGAUGUCAGGGCUUAUACAAGAGCCAAGACAGGAUGUGUAUGAAGAAUUCAGCACAACCA